GUUUAUAUAUUUCCUAUAUUUCUGAAUUCUAUUCACUUAGUAAAUAUUAUUAAUAUUAGCAUGUUAAACGAUUACUAACAUUGUAAAAUGUCAUUUAAUAUUAAUAUUAAUAAGAUGAGCUUUAAUGGACGAAGUUAUGCAGACCGAGCUGAAGCUGAAAAGCGUAAAAUCAAUCGAAUACUAUCUGUCAGAGAACAGUCCAGUGAAUUAGCACAAAAGCUAUUAAAAAAAACACGAAGUGCGAAAGAGCAAGAGCUCAAAAAGCUACAGCAUAUAAAAGUAAAGGAACUUGGUGAAUUGAAGAAAAAAACACAAUGUGAAAUUCAGAAACAAAUAGAUGAUUGUGUUGAAAAUUUUGGUGAUGCUCAUAUUGCAGCAGUUGAUGCUAGUUGCGAAGAAGACGAGUUUCUUAGAGACAGAAAGGACGAGCAAGAUCUAAUGGCAGCAAUGCGAGGUCGUGUAUCUAUGUUAAAAGUUCAAAGAGAACGUGAACGUGAAUUAGAGAAUAAGCUAUUGAAAAAGAAACGUCAGCAGCAAAAAACAAUUGGGAUACAAGCUGACUUUCUUUCACAACGAAGGUUUAGUGAGAAUUUAAUCAAUAAACAGAAGAAAGCUGAAUCGGACGUUUCUGAAGAAGAAGAAACAAAUUUUAAUGUUAAACCAAACCUUCACAAACAUUCCCAACAAUAUAAUCCACAAAACUACACAUCCAACUCUGUUGAUUCAUCGAAUAAUUGUGACUCUGAAAGUGAGAGCAUAGCUGAACUAGAACAAGACGAAUCUGUAAGAGAUAAUGACGAAUCUGAAGUAGAAUUCAAUCAAAUCUCAAAUUUGCUGAGGCAUAGAUUGCACAAUAAUCGUGAAAAUAUUCAAAUUAAUGAAAUUGUGGAUGUUGGAUCAUCUGAUAGUGAAUCAAUUAGUUAUAGCGUGGUACUACCUAAGAAAGUGACUAUAAAAACAUCUCCAAUUAAGAAAAAGAAAGGAAUUUUAAAACAAUCACCAGCAAAAAUUACAAUUAAUAAAAAGUUAAGUUCCCCAGUCAAAAGAAAAAAAGAGCAGUCAUCCGAUAAUCGUGUAAGAUAUGUGGAUUUUGGGAAUAAAUAUGAAACAACAUAUGUGCCCGAUAAGAAUUUAAUUGUACGAAAUGAAAAGUCAAAAACAAAUGCACGACAAAAUGCUCAAAUGCAAACAGAUGACGAUGUAAUUACGAAAAAAAUAAAUGAAGAUAUUCUAAAGAAACUCACUGAUUUGCGUUCUCAAGAAGCAUUGGAAAAGGAGAAAAUCAGGAGGGAUUAUGACAGAUUAAGACUCGAAUUGGAUGAAUUGAGUAAACAGGAACAAGAGGCUAAAUCAAGAGCUAAUAUGCAUACGAAUCUUUCAAGAGAUCAACUUUUAAGGAAGGAAGAAACUCGCCAACGCAAAAUGAAUGAAGCUGCUGAAAAUGCAAUGAAAAAGAAUAUCAUCACGUGUCCACCUGUUGAUCAACAUGAAAAAUCUAUGAAACAAAAACUGAGUGAGAUAAAUGUUGCUGUGCCAUCAUUAAACAGUAGAGAUGUUACAGAUAAAGACAAAUCAGCAAAGAUUAAAUUAACAAGAUCAAAUAGUGAGAUUAAUAAUUUAGUGAAGGUUGAAAAAUUGAAAGAUUUAUUAGAGAAAAUCAAUCAUCAAAAGAGGCUAUUGUUGAAUGAGAUUGAAAAGAGCGAUGAAAUUCCUGGACCUGAUUUAGAAAAAGUAAUGGAUUGCAUUAAGAAAUUGGAGCAAGAGAAAACAGAAUUAAGUUCUGAUAAUAGAAUGGACGAGUCAAAAUUAACGAAAAUUGAUGAGUUAAAUGAACGAGAGCAAAAAAUUCAAGAACGUGAAAAAAGGCUAGAAAACAAUCUUAGAGAAUUAUUUAAGAAGCAACAGAAAAAAGAAACUGUUAAAACAUCAUCAUCUAAUUCAGAACAGACUGUUUCCGAUAAUUCUAUAUCUUCAAGUGAUAAAAAUGCUAAGAAAAUCGUUCAGCCUUCAGUGGAAAUCAUAAUUAAAGUACAGCAGACAAAAUCACCUCAUAAAAAGUCACGCAAAUCAUACAGGUGCAUUGACACAUUAAAUCGCGAACCAGGAAGAAUUUAUCCCAAGACUCCAAUUAAGAAAAAAAAAUCGAUUGAUUCUGACAUUGAAGUAAUCGAAGAUAAUACUCAAAAGCUACCAGAAAAAUCACAACAACAGACACAAACAAGUCCAAUAGUUUUAGAUGCACCUAAACCUAUCCUGAAAAGUUCCCAAUUAAAACAGAUCUCAAUUCCUCCAAAACCAAUGUCAAAUGAAUCCACAAAGCUCUCAAAAGCUUCAUCAGUUCCAAAACAGAAACAAACUGCUGAGUCUGAAGACUUUUCUGUAUCAACAGUUUAUCGAGAACUUCCACAACAAAUUAAUUUAACUACUGAAUCACAAAGAAAAUUGAAUCCAAUGUUGAUGGACUAUAUUACACGAUUGUUGGGAAUGAAUAGGAACAUUGGUAAUCAAUUAAAUAUUGACGUAAGUUCAGUAACAACUCCUGGAAGUUCCACUAUCAAUACGACUGGAAAUAGGUCUUUACAUGAUGAAUUAAGUUUUGAUCAAGAUCGUAUGAGUCGAUUACAGAAAUUUAUAGAUGACAAUCAUAGCUUUAUUAGUGAAAUUAAUGAAAGUUUAGAACGUGUUGAAGUUCAAAAGAAGCAUAAUAAGGACCGAGAAAAGAGUGUUGAAGGAAUUUGGAAAGAAAUUUUAAAUAAGAAGAAGUCACAAACGACAUCAAAUAGUCAGUCAAAAAUAAGCAGUAAUGCACAGAAAUCCAAGCCAAUAGCCCCUAUUAAUGCUAGCAGUAAAAAAAUUAGUCAAGUACAACAGUUACCUCAAAAAGAACUCAAAAAAUCAACGAGAGAAAGUUCACAAGCAUCACUUAAUCCUCAACCAGUUCCUCCUCAACACCCGAGAAUUUCUCAGGAAGACAUGGCUGAUGUCUCUAAAUACUUAGAAUCUCAAAUGUUGACUAAUUAUUCAGAAUAUACUGCAAACUGCCAACGAAGGAUAUCAGAACUAACACAAAUGAUGGAAAAAGUUCGACAGGAGAAAUUGAAAUUAAUAGAAAAUUCAUUGUCAAGUAACGAACUUAAUAACUUUACUGAGUACAAAGACAUUGAACAUAAAACAGCAGCUAAAGAAAAUAAUAAUGGAUCUACAGAGACCAAAGAUUCACCAAGCAAUCGUGACGAUCCUCCAUCAGAGGAAAUAAACAAUAUUUUGCAAUUCCAAACACGCCCUUUUGGUGUCAGUAAAGAUUCAGGAAUUUCUGGCAUUUCACGUCCAGUCACAUCAUCAGAUUUUCGUGAUACACCGCCAGAUCGCGUCACAUCUGAAGACAAUAAUCUAUUUCAACCAAUUCUUAAAGAUAUUCCAAAACUGCCACGAAUGAAAAUCACAACAAGUGACGGCGAAACUCAGACAAUUAGGGACGUUUCAAUAUUAAUUAAGCAGCAACAAGAGGAAAAGAACCAAAAGAAACAAAGACCGCCAUUAAGUUUGAAAAGUCCACAAUUUGAGAAACAACAACACGAGCCUCAUGAAUUAUCAACAAUUGCUGAAAUUGAAACGCCUACGGCAAGUAAAGUUAAUAUCGAAGCAGAAAUCAGUGGAGUUGGUGCUUUACAUUCAUUUCCAAAUUUUGAAGAAUAUGCAAAAAAUAAUGAAAAGAGUACGAGUGAAAAUAAACAGGCGGAGAUCUCAUUUCCGGACAUGAAUGAUUUGAUGAAAGCACUUCCUGAUUUGAAUGUAAAGACUUUUGUUAAUCAGAAUGAUCUCAGUAUUGUUAAUUUCACUAAAGAUGAUGAAAAAGACGUGCCUUCAACUGAUUCAUCUCUUAUGGAUAUUAUGGGGGAACUGAAGCAUAGAAAUUUGAUUGAAUCUACGUUCAAAAUUUAUUAUGAAGAUGAGGAUAGUGACAAUUUGUUGGAAGCAGGAUAUGAAAGGGAUGAUAAAACAACACCGACGACAACACAUCAAUCGACUGAACCAAUUUCACCGAGGAGAAGAAAACCAGCACAAAGUCGAAUAAUUAUUAAAACUCCAGAGAAUACAGGAAAAGCUGAAAUAAUUCAUACACCAAUUAAGGAAAAGCAUCAUGGGCCCCAUAUAUAUGAGGAUAAAAGUAUCAAUUCCAAUGACACAUUAAGCGGUAUAUUAGAAAUUGAAAAGGAUUUCCAAACUCAUGGUAUGGGUUGGGCUGUAUCGACUAUGAAGAGAACAGAAGUGAGCAAGAAGCAAGCAGCAUCAUCAAGUUCUAGUAAUAAUCAAGAUUCCAUUAAAAUCAAUUUUGAAUUUGAUAAUUCAUCGUCAUCAAGUGACGGAAAGCCAUUAAAUCUCCGCGACUUUCUACGUCGUGAAUUGCUGACAAGAAGCAAUAAUGAUCCUUAUUUAUCUGAUGAUUCUUCACUUAGUAGCAAAUUUGUUAAAUCGCUUUUAAAAGCAUCACAUUCGAUAAGUAGUACAAGCAGUAAUGAUCCCAAAAGUGAAUCGUCACAAAAUGCAAAGCUUAGGACGUCCACACCGGUACGAAUGAGUUCAGAGAAUUUAGCAAAGACUGGAGCAAGUUCUCAUGUAUUUAAUGGAGCUGACAGUGUAUCUACAGUUAAGGAUUCUGACAGCAGCAGAGACAAAUCUGACAAAGAUAAAUUGAAUAGCUAAUGAAAUGAAUUUAAGUCCUUGAACAACGAAAUUUAAAAGACGACACGUUAUGUUAGUGAUUAAUUUCUAAUAAAAUUUUUAAGUUAUUUCCUUAUUAUGUAUUUUUGAUUCUUAAAAUAGUAUUUAUGUUUAUUACACUUCUUAUGAUUAU
Messenger RNA from Chironomus riparius, 4855 nucleotides. The record is from the annotation of a GenBank genome assembly. NCBI's taxonomy places the organism in Eukaryota, Metazoa, Arthropoda, Insecta, Diptera, Chironomidae.